CGCUACAGAUCACACUCGUCUGACUGACAUCACAGGAAGCUCACAGGCGAAUCUGAUCUGAUGAGGGCUGUGGCUUUGCCAUUAACUAGUUAUACAGUUUCAUUUAGACAGUUUGCUGCUUGAAUUGUGUCUAUACGGGGAUUUGUGGUAUCUUCUCAAGCUCGCUGAGGAUGGCUGAGCCAAGCGGGAGAUAUCAGCAGCUGCCCAAUGAGGAGGAUCCAGAGGAGGGACCUCAGUUGGCCAGUGAUGCUCCGCCCCCUUACAGCAGUAUUGCAGCGGACAGUGCAGCAUAUUUUGAUUACAAAGAUGAUGCAGCAUUUCCCAAGCCCCCAUCUUACAAUGUAGCCACAUCACUUCCGUCGUAUGAUGAGGCUGAGAGAACCAAAGCAGAGGUUACCGUCCCACUGGUGUCAGGUCGACACAGGGAACGCCUGGACACAUUCGAUGAUGUAACUCGCUGUGCGCUGGAGGAUGAUGACUUUGUGGCCAGAGAUGACUUUGAGGAUGCUGACCAGCUGCGGAUAGGCAACGACGGCAUUUUCAUGUUGACAUUUUUUAUGGCAUUCCUCUUCAACUGGAUUGGCUUCUUUCUAUCAUUCUGCCUUACAACCUCAGCAGCCGGGCGUUAUGGCGCCAUAUCUGGGUUUGGACUGUCACUCAUCAAAUGGAUCCUCAUCGUACGGUUUUCCACUUAUUUCCCUGGUUACUUUGAUGGACAGUACUGGUUAUGGUGGGUGUUUCUGCUGCUUGGCUUCCUGCUCUUCCUCAGAGGCUUUAUCAACUACGCAAAGAUCCGAAAAAUGGCGGACUCCUUUUCUACUCUUCCACGGACCAGAGUUCUCUUCAUUUAGUCACUUGCCGGAAAUGAAACCACAUGUAUGGGCCUGUGUUGAACCACUGAUCCAGCGGUGGAAAUGUAUUAAAAAAAAAAAACAAAAAAAAAAACUUCCAUCUGUAAUCUACUCAUCUGAACGGAAGACAGCGGAAUUCCAGAGCGCUGGAGGAAGAACUUUUAUUUUCCACCCUCUGCUUUUGAAAAUGCUGUUUGGGUGUCAGAUAGCAGGAUACUCUUUUUACGUUUCUAGAUGUAAAGUAGUGGAUGCUAACAGCUCUGUACCUGUUCUGAAAUCAUUCGUGGAUUGAUGUUGAGUGCUAUUUGCUAUUUUCAGUAUAUUUCAAUGUAUUUAAAAAAAGCCUUAUGUAUGAGAUCUUGUUUGUAGUAAAAGCAUGUGCUAUGCUCCCUGUUAACCAGAAGGGGGAAGUCUUGCUUUUUUUAAAUUUCAGUCUGUUUUUUUUUUUUUUUUCCCCUUCAUUCAGUUACAUUUGACAAGAAGGCAACCAGUCACUGCCGGUCACCAUUCAUGAAGAGCUUUUCUCUUUGUGAAUGGCAGUGUGAAAUGAAUUGAAUCCAAAACAGUCAAUGCUUUUCUUUUCUUCUAUUCUCUUCUACUGUUUCUCUUUCUCUGUGCCUCCCCACAUGACAUGAAAUUAAAGUCACUGUUUUUAAUUUGUCACUUUUGAUGUGGUUUAGACAUGUUUUAUUGGCUAUGUAGUUAUUUGAAAUAGCUUCUUAAGACCAAAGUUAAGAUCCAGAAGGCACAUGAAUAGCAUCUUGCAUCAGCAAAUGCAAAUUAUGUUUUUACACUGCACAUUUGGCAUCCACAAAAGGGCUCCUAGAGCACCAUGUUUGAGUACUUGCAACUUUUCACAAAGAAAUAAAAACUGAUAUUGUCUGCGUUGCAAUUCAAGCAGUCAAACCUUUCUUCUUUUAUACUACGAGGCUGAUGGCGCUGCACAUUUUUCCUUUGAAUAUACAUUUAGCCGGAUGCCUCUCCCCCACCUUGUGCAGUGGCCAUGAUAGGGGCCUGUUUGAUCUCUCUCUGUCUAAUCAUGCAUGAUUUUGCUUUGGCUUGUCUGCUCUUGUCACCUUGGGUCUCGUCCAUGACACAGGAAGUUACUCUUUUGUGCUGUGUUUUUCAUGCAGCUUUGCGGUCACCCUUCGAAUUCCAGUGGAUGUGCACAUGUAUUUGCCUGUAAAUAAGAUACUGCUAUUAAAUGUCUCUCGUGUUCAA
This is a messenger RNA of Megalobrama amblycephala (Wuchang bream), 2072 nucleotides long. RefSeq names its product Nedd4 family interacting protein 1, like (gene ndfip1l). Gene Ontology annotation, molecular function: WW domain binding. The transcript has 9 exons. NCBI's taxonomy places the organism in Eukaryota, Metazoa, Chordata, Actinopteri, Cypriniformes, Xenocyprididae. Gene Ontology annotation, cellular component: endoplasmic reticulum; perinuclear region of cytoplasm; Golgi apparatus. The record is from RefSeq and is a predicted model, not a curated record. Bases 171 to 851 code for a protein of 226 amino acids. Gene Ontology annotation, biological process: positive regulation of protein ubiquitination; metal ion transport; vacuolar transport.